AGCAGCAUGGAUGGUGCUCUUGCGACGACCUCUGCCGAUUCCAUCAGGCCACUGCGGAUGGGCAUGCUGAGUAACCCUGCUGUAAAUGGGCGAGGACGUGGACACACGGAAAAUUAACCACGGCUUCCUUCGAGACCACAAUUAUGUGACUGAAGGGCUGGCAUAGCAUGGGCGGCGGCAGCCAUGCAAGCUUCCCCAAACUGCCAUGCCAAUGUGUCUCAACCCUCUGCUGAAGAGAGCACUUCUGGAGGUGAGUGGGAAGCUGACAUUAUUUCAACUGCGGAGUUCAACCACACAGGGGACUUACUGGCAACUGGGGACAAAGGCGGUCGAGUUGUUAUAUUCCAAAGGGAGCCAGAGAGCAAAAAUGAACCUUACAGUCAAGGCGAGUACAAUGUUUACAGCACCUUCCAGAGCCAUGAGCCAGAGUUUGACUAUUUGAAGAGCUUGGAAAUAGAGGAAAAAAUUAACAAGAUCAAGUGGCUGCCAAAGCAGAAUGCAGCCCACGCUCUUCUGUCCACGAAUGAUAAAACUAUUAAAUUGUGGAAAAUUACUGAACGAGAUAAGAGACCUGAGGGAUACAACUUAAAAGAUGAAGAGGGGAAACUUAAAGAUCUUUCUACAGUGACCUCACUUCAGGUGCCUGUCUUGAAGCCAAUGGAUUUGAUGGUAGAAGUCAGCCCCAGGAGAAUUUUUGCCAAUGGCCAUACCUAUCACGUCAACUCCAUUUCCGUCAACAGUGACUGUGAGACUUACAUGUCAGCCGAUGAUCUCAGGAUUAACCUCUGGCACUUGGCGAUUACAGACAGGAGCUUCAACAUUGUCGAUAUUAAGCCGGCCAACAUGGAGGAUUUGACGGAAGUCAUCACAGCCUCUGAGUUCCACCCCCACCACUGCAAUCUCUUUGUCUACAGCAGCAGCAAAGGAUCUCUCAGGCUCUGUGACAUGAGGGCCUCCGCUCUCUGUGACAAACAUUCCAAACUUUAUGAAGAACCAGAAGACCCGAGCAGCCGAUCUUUUUUCUCCGAAAUUAUUUCCUCUGUGUCAGAUGUCAAAUUCAGCCACAGUGGCCGAUACAUGUUAGCAAGAGAUUACCUCACUGUCAAAGUUUGGGAUCUGAAUAUGGAAACGAGGCCUGUAGAAACUUACCAGGUCCACGACUACCUUCGAAGCAAGCUGUGUUCACUUUAUGAAAAUGACUGCAUCUUUGACAAGUUUGAAUGUGCAUGGAAUGGGUCUGACAGCGUGAUCAUGACAGGGGCCUACAACAACUUCUUUCGCAUGUUUGACCGGAACACCAAGCGUGAUGUGACUCUGGAGGCUUCGCGCGAAAGCAGCAAGCCCAGAGCCGUCCUCAAGCCUCGGCGGGUGUGCGCGGGUGGGAAACGGAGGAAAGACGACAUCAGCAUUGACAGUUUGGACUUCACCAAGAAGAUUCUGCACACGGCAUGGCACCCGACAGAGAACAUUAUUGCUAUCGCAGCCACAAACAAUCUGUACAUAUUUCAAGACAAAAUGAACUCUGAAAUGCACUAGGAUGCCUGUGUGAGAAAGGAACCUUGGAAGUGUUGAUGGGUGUGGUGUGGCCACUGUCUGUACCCUCUCCAGGGAAGUAGAUGCCAUUGGAAGAAGUGGAAUUUAUUCUCCACUAAAUCAAGGUGUGACCGGGAUGGAUUCACAAAACAAGCAAAUGUUUUGAUUCACUGCAGUUAUGAUUGCAGAAGGGCACCACUGCAAAUAUGUCCAAAUAA
Heteronotia binoei (common prickly gecko) is the source of this 1751-nucleotide messenger RNA. It is a transcript of the gene PPP2R2C, whose product is annotated as protein phosphatase 2 regulatory subunit Bgamma. The transcript is spliced from 10 exons. Gene Ontology annotation, cellular component: protein phosphatase type 2A complex; cytosol. Gene Ontology annotation, biological process: peptidyl-serine dephosphorylation. Lineage: Eukaryota; Metazoa; Chordata; Lepidosauria; Squamata; Gekkonidae. The record is from RefSeq and is a predicted model, not a curated record. The coding region runs from base 184 to 1536 and encodes 450 amino acids. Gene Ontology annotation, molecular function: protein phosphatase regulator activity; protein binding.